Rotaria sp. Silwood2 is the source of this 1881-nucleotide messenger RNA. NCBI's taxonomy places the organism in Eukaryota, Metazoa, Rotifera, Eurotatoria, Philodinida, Philodinidae. The record is from the annotation of a GenBank genome assembly.
AUGCGACCGAAACGAAAUCAGAUAUUUGAAUAUGAACAGUUUGAAUCAUAUCAGUUUGAUUUCAAUAUUCAUGAAGCAAAUGAAACUGAUAAUGAAAUUGAGAUUGAUGUUGAAACGACAUCAUUACAUGAUGAUUUACAACAACAGAACUUAACUCCAGAUCAAUUACAACAUUUAUUCUCUCAAGUUAGUUCUGAAUUAAUUGCAGAAUCAGUAGAUGAUCAAAAGUUUUUUAAACGUGAAGUAACAAUCAAACCACCAAAAGCAAGUAAAGUAAUACAAACACCAUUUCCACCACCUUUAUCAGAUCGUAAAGAAGAUUUUGAUAUUAGUAUUGAAGAAUUGAAACAAUUAGUUAAAAAAGAAGCAGGUCCACUAAUUAUUGAAAGACACUCUCCUAAUACAGAAGAAAUUGAUCAUGUAUUAUCAACUGUUUCAUUGACAUUUAGUCAGCCAAUGAUCGCUAUUGUAUCAUUACAUGAACAGAUGAAUCCAGAAGAUCUAGGAAUAUCGUUAACACCAAAAAUAGCAGGUCGAUGGAGAUGGAUAGAUACGAAAACAAUUCAGUUUGAAGCAAACCAUCGUGUACCAUAUGCAACAAAGUAUACACUAAGAGUCAACAAAGAACUUUGCGUGUCAGCAGUCGGAGUGCGUGAUGGCAAACAUAAUAUACAAACUGAUGAAUUAGAACUACUGGAUGAAGAAACAGCAAAAACGGAAUUUAAAUCAUUUAUAAAUGAAAAUGAAAGAAAUCAUCAGGAAUAUAUUGCAUUUACAUUUAAACAUGAUUUAUUAAAGGCAACACAAUAUACAAUUCAAGUGCCUAAAGAUUGCCCAUCAGCAGAGGGACCACUAAAGACAAAAUUAGAAUGGUCAGCUGACUUCCAUACAUUGUUUAUACAACCAGGACUAUUGAAAGAUAUUCAUGGUCAAGUAUUAGAACAAGAUGAUUCCGAUCAACCCAUUCAAUUUCACGUAGAUGAUUUAAAUUCACCAUUAUUUGGAGCUUUAUCGGGUGAAUCAGAUAAGGAUGGCACAGUAACUGCAUGGGUUACUAAUUUAAUGACUGGUGCACCUAUCAGUCAAGCAACAGUUUCAAUACUGAAUCAGAAAAAAAUAACAAAUAAACAAGGAUUAUGUACAAUUGAAAGGUGCAUGGAAGAGAAUAACGAAAGAAGGCAAGUGGAAAGCAGAGAGAAAGAAAUAUUAGUCGUAGAAAAAGAUGAUGAUCUAUGUAUGGAAGUAAAUAUUUAUCCUAAUGAAACAGAUGAUGAUGUUUACGUCUGGCAUGUUUUUAAUGAUCGUGGUUUAUAUAGACCAAAGGAAGAUUUGUAUAUAAAAGGUUAUGUUCGAUUACUAAAGCAAGAAGGUGAAGCAAAAGUACCAACUUAUAGUCAAGGUGUAAUCGACUACAUGGUUUAUGAUUCUCAAGAUCAACAACUUCAACAGUCAAAAGUGGAAUUGAAUAAAUAUGGGGCAUUUGAUGUCACAUUCACAUUAACUGAAAACGUUAACUUAGGUGAUGGAUACGUAGAGUUCAGUUUACCAGAUUCAAAAAAUGGUACAAAACAUUAUUUUAAUGUUCAAGAGUUCAGAAAACCAGAAUAUCAAGUUUCAUCAAUGAUUCGACCAACAAUCGCACAUUUUCGUUAUCCAACCGUUGAUGAAUACGUCAUAGUUACUUGUCAAGGAAAAUUAUUUUCUGGUGGUUACUUAAGUUAUGCAAAUGUUAAAUGGACAGUACAAGCUGAAACAACAACAUUUAUACCAGCUAAAAGAUUUGACUAUAUAUUUGGCAGAGGACAAUCAUUCUUCUCCUGGUUUGAUGAUGAUGAUGAAACCAAAAUAUCAUAUCCAACAAAGCAUCUUCAAGUAACAUAA